CAUUUGUUUACAAUCGCACGUGCAUUCAAAAAGUCAUGGAAGACAUUGUGGAAUCUUUGUUUAUUAGCACAUUGGACAAUGAGCGUGCAUCCUGCAACGUGCAGGACCUGCGCACAGGCACAGAUCUGAUGAGAUACAAAGGGGGCGGUGCUAUGCAUCCACAUAGCCUGCAAAUGCUUGGCGGUCACUUUGUUAUUGCGGCCAACAGCACAAAGCCGUUACUCCAUGUUUGGCCCAUCAAUGGCCAGGAGCCAAUGUCCAAUAUACGCUAUGUGGUGCCGGGCAAAGUGAAUGCUUUGGCCUUAACGCCAGAUGGCAGCUUCUUGGUGGCCGGCAUACAGGAGAACAUAUACGUGUGGCAUCUUAACUCUGGUCGCUUGCUCAACACACUGUCUAGACAUUUUCAGGCCAUAACCUGUAUUCGCUUCACCGACAACGGCGAGCACUUUGCCAGCGCUGGUAAAGAUGGUGCCGUGCUGGUAUGGAAUCUAACACGUGCCACAGCACCCUUGGGCACAGGAGACAGUGAGGAGAAUGCGCCAUUUUAUAGCUUCAACGAUCAUGGACUGGCUGUAACCGAUGUCCACAUUGGCCAUGGUGGCAUCAAAGCCUUCCUCUAUAGCGUUUCCUUGGAUCGCUGCUGCAAGGUCUAUGAUCUGAGCUCAGGCAAUAUGCUCUUGAGCGUUGUUUUUCCAGUUGCAUUGCACAGUGUGAUUGUCAACAAGCUGGAAACGGAUGUCUAUGUGGGCACCGCAGAGGGUCAAGUGCUAGUGUUUCAUAUGGAUCGCGUGCCACGCAUGAAGGAAUACCAUCUGGAAGAGCAGGAUACUCAAGGCUUUAUAAAACACACCAAAGGCACGGCUGUCACUUGCUUGGCGUUGUCAGCAAAUGCAGAUCAGCUAAUAUCUGGUGGCGAGGAUAAACUAGUCUGCAUCUGGGAUAUAAGCAGUCGUCAGUUAAUUAAGAGCUUGCCACAAGUGGGCGCAUUAAGCAACUUACAUCUACGUCUCAUUAACUCCGCUUUGUUCCAUCCCGGACCGAAGCAGCCAAAGUUCUUCGCUGACAACUUAAAGCGCAUGAUUAGUCCACCAGAUAACAAUGAUUGUAUUGAGCUACUAAUCACAGAGGAAUACACAAAGAAUCGUCCGGCUAAAAAAUGGGAUAUUGAUACCUACUAUAAUUUAUAUGACACUGUAACAGCUGCUCAGGAGGUUGCUGCUAAUAACGAUGAUGAUGAUGUUGAGAAUGAGGAUAUGGAAGACGCUGCUGCUGCAACUGUAAGCGAUGAGGAAAUGACGCCACUGGACAAUGAAGAAAGUGAAGAAGAAGCUAUUGUAGUGCCAGCCAAAAAACAACGUCAAAAGCCUAAGAAGAAGCCAGUCGCUGUUGAAAAGAUUGUAGCUCCUGCUGCAGCUGUCAGCGAUGAGGAAAUGGCGCCACUAGACAAAGAAGAGAGUGCAGAUGAAAUUAUUUUACCAUUGUCCAAAAAACAACGUCAAAGGCGUAAAAAGAAGGCAGUAGCCGCUGCAAAGAUUGCCAGCAAGCCAGAAACCAACAACAAAUCCACACCGAAGGCACAGAAGGCUCGUCAGAGAUAGAUUCUUG
This is a messenger RNA of Drosophila busckii, 1605 nucleotides long. Its product is annotated as WD repeat-containing protein 18. The transcript is spliced from 3 exons. Bases 36 to 1598 code for a protein of 520 amino acids. Gene Ontology annotation, cellular component: nuclear pre-replicative complex. Gene Ontology annotation, molecular function: protein binding. Gene Ontology annotation, biological process: DNA-templated DNA replication; rRNA processing. NCBI's taxonomy places the organism in Eukaryota, Metazoa, Arthropoda, Insecta, Diptera, Drosophilidae. The record is from RefSeq and is a predicted model, not a curated record.